Messenger RNA from Mandrillus leucophaeus (drill), 1335 nucleotides. RefSeq lists its product as uncharacterized. Gene Ontology annotation, cellular component: cytosolic small ribosomal subunit. The record is from RefSeq and is a predicted model, not a curated record. NCBI's taxonomy places the organism in Eukaryota, Metazoa, Chordata, Mammalia, Primates, Cercopithecidae. The transcript is spliced from 7 exons. Gene Ontology annotation, molecular function: structural constituent of ribosome; RNA binding.
AUGGAGUGGAUGGGAAAGGAAGCCUUGCUCCACCAGGGCCGACCCCCAGGAGACCUCAGUGGCAGUUCCCUCGCGGGCACCAUCCGGAUAAAGAGGGAGAAGGAGGUCAGACGGGCGGGGCCGGGGCAGAAGCCCCAUGCACGACCCCGAUCGGGCCCCCAGUCCCUGCGGCCCGAUCUGCUGGCCCUGGUGUCCCCUCUGGCGGGGCUGGGACAGAUGCGAGAGCCAACCCCGGAUUUGGCGCCGCGGGCCCGCCGGCCUUCGCCCCAUGUCACGGGUGGGCAAACGGAGGUGCAGCGGCUCCUGCCAGAUGAAGCCAGGGUCCCAAGUCCCCAAGCGGGACUCAAGGUCCCCUCUGAGGCCUCCUCUCACCGCCCAAUGCCCCACCCACGGAUUCAAAUGCCUCCCAUGAAUGCCCCCAACCGCCGGCCCUUCUGGUUUGCAUCACCGUGGCACGCAUCCCCACCUCGUCCCCUCUCCAUCAGCUCCCCGGCGUCAGCCUCCAGAGGCCGCGGGGCAAGACUAGGGGAAACUCAGAUCCCCAGUCUGGCUUUUGCUCUCCCUCAAUUCCGGGUCCGCACGUACCUGGCUGCGCCCGCGCCGCUGGCCUGCGCUCCUCCGGCCCGGCCCACCUGGGGCUCCGGCAACCUGAGUUUGCGCAACUUCCGGCGGCUGCGGGCAAGUGAACCCGCCGGUCCAGGUAUUACCCGAAAAGGGAAGGAAUUCCCAGAGGGUAGUGACUGUCACCUCUUCCAGCCCAAGUCCUAUAACUCACUUCAGCUGGGCCAGCACCAGGGUGUAGGGCAUGAGGAGGCCGGCAAACCGAUUGCCAUUUAUGAACUCCUUUUUAAGGAGGGAGUCAUGGUGGCCAAGAAGGAUGUCCACAUGCCUAAGCACCCGGAACUGGCAGACAAGAAUGUGCCCAACCUUCAUGUCAUGAAGGCCAUGCAGUCUCUCACGUCCUGAGGCUACGUGAAGGAAGAGUUUGCCUGGAGACAUUUCUACUGGUACCUUACCAAUAAGGGUAUCCAGUAUCUCCAUGAUUACCUUCAUCUGCCCCCAGAGAUUGUUCCUGCCACCCUACGCCGCAGCCGUCCAGAGACUGGCAGGCCUCGGCCUAAAGGUCUGGAGGGUGAGCGACCUGCAAGACUCACAAGAGAGGAAGCCGACAGAGACACCUACAGACAGUGUUCUGUGCCCCCUGGUGCUGACAAGACAGCCGAAGCUGGGGCUGGGUCAGCAACCAAAUUCCAGUUUAGAGGCGGAUCUGGUCGUGGACGUGGUGAGCCACCUCAGUAAAAUUGGAGAGGAUUAUUUUGCAUUGAAUAAAUUUAC